AUGGAUACCACGACUACAUUGACCGUAGUUAGAAUCCUCGGUCCUGCCACCUCUCUCGCAACAGCCGGAGCGAUCCUCAGCAUCUCGUUCCUCUACACACCUUUGCUCUCUUCCUCCGCUCGCUCCCAGUCUUCCUCCAAACCAGCACCAUCCUCGACUCUCCCAGCUAUUCGCUUCAUUUUCUCUCGUGGCAGCCAUUUCUUCCCUCAAGCUGCUGUCUUUGCAGCCACGAAUUUUGGAUAUCUGGCAUAUCAUUGUGAUGGAGGUAUUGUGAGGAUUGUAGGAUUGGAGCUGCAGAAGAGGACGGGGUUGGUGAUGGCAGGAAUGUUGAGCAUGGCUAUUGGACCCAUCACGGGGGUCAUGUUGCCGGUGUGCAAUAAUGCUUUGAGAGAGAUGGGAGCGUUGGAAGCGAAGGGGAGAGGAGAAGAGGUUGAUGAGUUGAGACUGAAGGAAUUGGUCAAGCGGUUCGAAGUGUUAAACUAUGUUAGAGGGGCGGUCAUGCUUGCAGGAGGUGUCUUAGGAUUGGCUGUUGUUGCCGCCUGA
Molecule: messenger RNA, 543 nt
Organism: Aureobasidium namibiae CBS 147.97
Lineage: Eukaryota; Fungi; Ascomycota; Dothideomycetes; Dothideales; Saccotheciaceae
Exons: 1
Coding region: 1-543 (180 amino acids)
Source: RefSeq, a predicted model, not a curated record